CUAUGGUAGAUUCAUUCACUCGUUCAGUCUUUCUCUGUCAAAAUGGCUGCCGUGCAAGAGGCGAGACGCGAACCAAUCCAAGCCGUCCAGGUUUUCGGACGCAAGAAAACAGCGACUGCCGUCGCAUACUGUAAGCGUGGUCAUGGAGUGCUCCGUGUGAACGGGCGCCCGCUGGACCUGGUGGAGCCCCGCCUGCUGCAGUACAAACUCCAGGAGCCCAUCCUGCUGCUCGGCAAGGAGAAGUUCUCUGGUGUAGACAUCAGAGUGACGGUGAAGGGUGGUGGCCACGUCGCACAGGUCUAUGCCAUCAGACAGGCCAUCUCCAAGGCACUCAUUGCCUUCUACCAGAAAUAUGUAGAUGAAGCGUCGAAGAAGGAAAUCAAGGACAUCCUCGUCCAAUACGACAGGAGCUUGUUGGUGGCUGACCCCAGGCGCUGCGAGCCCAAGAAGUUCGGCGGUCCAGGCGCUCGUGCCCGCUACCAAAAGUCCUACCGUUAAGAUUACAUCUACCGUCGUCCACUGGUAUUGCAUUGGUAUUUUUGUACUGUCAGUGCGAUAGCAUUGGGUGUCAAUAAAAAAGUUAAAAAUUUAA
Molecule: messenger RNA, 592 nt
Organism: Pectinophora gossypiella (pink bollworm)
Lineage: Eukaryota; Metazoa; Arthropoda; Insecta; Lepidoptera; Gelechiidae
Gene: RpS16
Product: 40S ribosomal protein S16
Exons: 5
Coding region: 43-498 (151 amino acids)
Biological process (GO): translation; maturation of SSU-rRNA from tricistronic rRNA transcript (SSU-rRNA, 5.8S rRNA, LSU-rRNA)
Cellular component (GO): cytosolic small ribosomal subunit; ribosome
Molecular function (GO): structural constituent of ribosome; RNA binding
Source: RefSeq, a predicted model, not a curated record